AGAGCUCAAAAAAAUGGAAAAAAUGGUUAUUACAUAGGUUCAAAUUCAGACAGUUUCAACCAUCUCUAGAAGCCCCUGAGAAGAGAACACUAAACAUGGCUGCCGAAGAACAAAGAAAACGAGCAUUGGCUGUGGCCGUUGCAACUGCCGCCGCAGCCGAGGCAGCUGUAGCGGCAGCAAAUGCGGCGGCAGAAGUUGUUCGGCUGACGAGCCUUUCGUCAGAAAACCGAGCCACAAAUCUCGAUUUUUUGGCCGUCAAGAUUCAGAGUGCUUACAGAGGACAUCUUGCAAGAAAAGCAUUGAGUGCAUUGAAAGGAAUAGUGAGGCUUCAAGCGUUGGUUCGAGGAGAGCUCGUGAGGCGUCGAGUCUUUAAGACAUUGCCAUCAUCAAUGUCUUUAUUAUUACUGCCCGAGUCAAAAACUCACGUGCAGAGAAAGAGAGUUCCGAUUCUACUUGAUUACCUUAGUCAAUGCGAGAGGUUACAUAGUCUUAACCGAAAAGACAGAAUCAAAUAUGAAGAAGGAAGAUUUCAUAAUCAUAGCCACAGCCAGAGGAGUUGGGAUUUGAGUUUGGCCUCAAAGGAAGACAAUGAAGCAUUGUACCUACAAAAACGAGAAGCCGUUGAGAAAAGAGAACGCAUGAAGCAAUAUUCGUUUUCCCAUCGAGAAAGAAGAAAUGAUCAUAGCCUUCAAGAACCAAUGUCCCACAUAGAAAACAGAAAGAGCAGCCGGUUCAGCCAGCUCAUCGAGCUAGAAGACGAAAACCCGAGACAUCAUCUCACGCGCUCAAACACCACGAAACUCGAGGCAAGCCAGCGCCAGCUGGCACAGGUCAAUACGAGAGCCUCGUGCAGGCAAGAAAAGACGGACGAGCUAAUUAUAAUUAACUCGCCGUAUUCCCAGCCGAGACGAUCCUUUUGCCAAGUAAAGGAAAAAAAAACAUCGCUCGAUGGAGAAAACCGAUCCCUCCCGAAUUCUCCAGGUUUCCCAACGUACAUGGCCCCCACAGAAUCCGCAAGGGCCAGGUGUCGCUCUCACAGCACGCCUAAGCAACGGCUGAGAUUGUGUGAGACUUACUCGGGCGAGAUCUCCCCGUACAAGCUCGGGCUCUCUUCUUGGAGACUCGUUUAAACGCGAUUUUUUUAAAGUAAUUUUUUAUUUUUAUUUUUUU
Molecule: messenger RNA, 1170 nt
Organism: Striga asiatica
Lineage: Eukaryota; Viridiplantae; Streptophyta; Magnoliopsida; Lamiales; Orobanchaceae
Source: the annotation of a GenBank genome assembly